Molecule: messenger RNA, 2656 nt
Organism: Acipenser ruthenus (sterlet)
Lineage: Eukaryota; Metazoa; Chordata; Actinopteri; Acipenseriformes; Acipenseridae
Product: protein HIDE1-like
Exons: 11
Coding region: 840-1979 (379 amino acids)
Source: RefSeq, a predicted model, not a curated record
UCAGAUAUCAACACUAGAUACAGAGAUAUCUUGAAAUAGAUUGAUAAGUAAGAUAUCUUAAAAUAGUAUUAAUAUGUCUUUAAAUAGUACUAAGAUAUCUCUUGUGAUUCCAGCAAGGGCAACACAAUGGCGCUGCACAGUACAGUGGCCUGGACUGGUAGCGCAUGCCUGUGUCUGUAUUGCUAUCGUAAUGGAUCGCCAGCUAUGUGGCUAAUUCAUAAGGCUUAUACUACCCUCUAGUGUUGAAUUCUUGUAAUAGCACCACCCUUUUCAAUGUACAUUAACACAGGGUCUGUGUUAAUGUACAGGAUUUCAACACAUUUAUCGUUGCCAAUACCUCCAUCUUGUGGCAGGAUGUGGUAUCGCUGCCACACACAAAAAAAUUUGUCUAGUCAAUAUCUACAAAAAGGCUUUCGUGCUUCACCAGAGGAAUGUUCCUUCGGGUCAGAUCAGCAUUAUGGCGCAGUAUGUUGUUUAAAGAAAUGCUCUGUGGACUGAAAUUAAAACCCGAACACAGGUUCAAGACUUUGCCACGUUAAACCACCGUCUGUGAGGCACAAGCACUUCAGAAAACGUGCAAGCAAAGGGGAGGUUGUGAGCGGUAAUUCAAAAUGAUGAAACCACAGCGCUCCCUGGAAGUUGUGAAAUAUAGUGAAAGCUCCUUUUGUGUACGACUUCCUUCCCCUUUCUCUGCCAGAUGUUGCAAGUGCCACAUGGUUACAGAGACAGCAUCCUUUGAGACUCGACCUACACUUCUGAUUUCCAUCUGCAAGUCAAAUUGAUCGCUCUAAUUGUGGAUUAACUUCAUCAGCAACCGAAGAACCCAGAUUCUAAAGGAGAUGUUUUCCUACAAGGUUCUGUUGAUGCUCCACUGUGCAGCGAUGGUAGCAGGUGACCCCAGUCUCCCAGCCGCAGGAAUCCGCCUGGCCCCCGGCCCACGCUCUCUUUCCUUGGGAGGCUCCUUGGAGAUUGUGUGCGUGGCUCCUCAGGAGUUCUCUGAAGGUGUUUUCCAGCUGUUCAAGGAGCAGACGUACCUCCGCAGUGUGGAUCACCGGGGGAAGAAGCAGCAAGAGGCCAGGUUCACCCUCUCACAUCUCACCCGCUCUGACGAGGGCAACUACUGCUGUCGGUACCAAGCCCUGCGCACUGAGCGCUGGGACAACAGCCCCUUCAGCCCCUACCUGCGCAUCACCCUCACCGACAUCACAGGAGCCCCUAUCCCUCCUGAACCAACCAGCCCUCCCUCCAUUACAGGAGCUCCUAUCCCCCGUAAACCAAGCAACUCUCCCUCCAUUACAGGUCGCUUGCCGAUGCCCUCCCUCACAGUCCGGGGCGCGACGGGGGUGCUAGCGAAGGGGGACAGCGUGUCUCUGGAGUGCGUGGCCCCUGCUAACUUCCCCGGGGCCCAUUUCCUGCUGUACCGCGGUGACUCUACCAACCCUGUGUCCUCUAACCAAGCCCUGGCGACGCAGCACAGCGCCAGCUUCCCUCUGCCCAGCCUGGAGAACUCAGACGCGGGGGAAUACCACUGCCAGUACCGCCUGCAGAUGAGCCAGCGCUGGAGGGAGUCUGAGCUCAGCCCGGCAGUGCACCUCAUCCUCAAGGGUGUCACCUCUCCUCCUACCACCCCUCCCUUCCUCUCAGGUCCAAACUGGCCUCUGUUGGCCGGUUCUGUGGCCGCGGCCAUUCUGUUUGCUGCGUUCCUGGCUGUCCUGGGCUUUGUGGUUUACCGGAGAGUAAAGUCUGCGAGGGAUAAAAAGCGCAGGGAUGCUGCUCCGUACUGGAAUAAUUUCCACAAUGCUGACAACAUCAUCGAACUGUCCUUUAGAGAUCCCCGCCUAGAUCUGCAGGACGGGGUAGUGACAGAGAAAUCUUUAAACACGCCUCCGGAGCCGGUUACCCACGCCAGGAAGAGAAGCAACUCCCUUUCAGUCCCCGCAACGCCGGUGUUCUCCACGUUUAAAAAUCAUCCCUUCUAAAAAUUAAAAAAUACAGGCAGGGUUACCGCGUGGCUCACUGCCAAGCUCCUCCCGCAUGUGCUCAAUUAGAUUAAGCUCUGUGUGCCGACUGAGGAGGGAACCACGCUAUGUGCGUGGAACCAGCAACGCAACGACAAGAAAUGUAACAAAACUUCAAUGAAAAAAUAUGUUUAUUAUGGACCCCAAACUCUUUCUUUCCCUUCUUUUUCGGCUGGAGAGAUUUCAUUAUUUGAACCUGUGGUCGCAGCUCAUGGCAUUAAGUGCUGGGAUCAGCCUGGCUGCUCUCCUCGGUGCUGUGAUUCAAUCCUGUAGCAGUUUGGUAGAAAUAUCAAAUGGUUCCUUGCUUGAUUAUCUUGCAAUAAUAUAUUUUUUACAAAGGGGACACAGUUAGCCUAACCUUAGCUUCCCGUGCCCUGUGUUCCUUCGUGGAUCAGGGGCACCCUAUCCAUCUCCUAACUCUGUAUAUUCCCACUCGUCCGCUCAGAUCAGAACAUGCAGAACCUUUAGUUUUAAAAAGAAUCAUCUUAAAUCAUGUGGAGAUGGAGCUUCCUGCUGAUGUGCGGAACUCGAUGACGUCAGACAGCUUGAGACGCUUCUUUCAAGUCUAAAUUUUUGUGCAGUGCAUUAUUAUUAUUUAUUUCUUAGCAGACGCCCUUAUCCAGGGCGACUUACAAUUG